Molecule: messenger RNA, 609 nt
Organism: Osmia bicornis bicornis
Lineage: Eukaryota; Metazoa; Arthropoda; Insecta; Hymenoptera; Megachilidae
Exons: 1
Coding region: 1-609 (202 amino acids)
Molecular function (GO): nucleic acid binding
Source: RefSeq, a predicted model, not a curated record
AUGGAACAUCACCGGACGUCGGCAUACCACCCCCAAUCAAACGGAGCUGUGGAAAGAUUCCACAGGCAACUAAAAGCAGCCAUAGGAUGCCACGCGGACGGCAGUUGGACAGAGGUCUUACCGGCUGUCAUGCUCGGAAUACGAGCCACCUUCAAGGAGGACGCUGAGGCUACAGCAGCUGAGAUGGUAUUCGGCGAAGCUUUACGGCUUCCUGGCGACCUGAUAGAAGGCGACGAACACCAGGAGCUGUCCCAAUUCGUGGAACAGUUGCGACGACGAAUGAAAGCUUUACAGCCGGUGCAACGGAAAGAUCACGGGAAGAAGGCAAUAUUCGUGUUCAAGGACCUCGCGACAACGUCGCACGUGUUUGUGCGAAACGAUACGGUUAAAAAACCGCUACAGCCGCAGUAUAACGGACCAUCUUGUGUAAUACAGCGAGGCGAAAAGAACUUUAUAGUACGAAUUGGCGACCGAAACGUGAACGUGUCAAAAGAAAGACUGAAACCCGCGUUUAUUUUAAGCAAUAUCGAAAACCAAGUACCUGUACUUACCAAAGAGUUCAAAAGAAAGACUGUGCUUUUCGACGAAACGCGAAAUACUUACCAAUAG